GUGGGAGUAAUUGAUCGUGAAUAUUAUGACAUUUUAGAAGUGGACCCUUUAGCAGAUAAUUUGACUAUUAAAAGGGCUUAUAGGCGUCUUGCCAUUAGGUUUCAUCCGGAUAAAAAUCCAGAUAAUCCCGAGGAAUCAAGAGAAAAAUUUCAAAAAAUCGGAGAAGCAUAUCAAGUUUUAAGUAAUCCAGAGCUUAGAAGGAAGUAUAAUAUGUAUGGGAAAAAAGAAGCAACACCAGAUCAAGGAUUUUGUGAUCCAUCAGACUUUUUUGCUAAUCUUUUUGGCGGGGAGGCAUUUGUUGAUCUCAUUGGUGAAAUAUCAUUAAUCAAAGAUCUUACAAAAGCAUUAGAAAUUGCAGAAAUGGAAAAGAAGCCUAAGAAUGAAGAUACUAGUGUGUCUAUAAAAUCAAAUAUUGCAUUAUCUUUUUCAGAUAAAAAAACUAUUACAUGUUCAAGUCCACCGUCACCAGUUUCAACAAUCUCAGAAACAGAAAAAAAUACGCAAAAGAAUUAUAAAAAAAGGGGAUUGACAAAAGAGCAACAGGAAGAAUUAUUAGCUUUUGAAAAAGAAAAAGCAUCUGUACGAAAAAAGCGUGUCGAACAUCUUGCAAACAAGUUGGUCGAUCGAUUAAAUAUAUGGACAGAAAGUACUAAAGAUGAGCUUACUACUAGAGCAUUUCAAGAAAAAAUAAAGUAUGAAGCAGAAAAUCUUAAAAUGGAAUCAUUUGGUGUAGAAUUAUUAAAUGCUAUUGGUGUAAUAUAUAUACAAAAAGGAACCUCUUUGCUUAGAUCUCAAAAAUUUUUAGGCAUUAGUGGCAUUUUUAGUAAAAUUAAAGAAAAAGGAAUUAUAGCUAAAGACAUCUUCGGCACUAUUUCAAGUGCACUAGAUGCACAAAUGACAGCAGAACAGUUGUCUAAGCUGGAAGAAAAAGGGGAAGAUUGGGAUAGUAUACGUAAAAUUGAAUUGGAAAAAGAAAUGACAGGAAAAAUAUUAUUAGCAAGUUGGCGCGGUGCAAAAUUUGAAGUUUCUGGAGUAUUAAGGCGGGUUUUAUAUUCAACAAAAGAUGUAUGUGAUAAAGUAUUAUCAAAAUCAAUUCCUUUAGAAAAACGUAUAGAACGUGCACGUGCUUUAAUAAUGAUAGGUGCUAUAUUCUGCGAGACACAACCUGACCCUGGGGAUGAAGGAAGAGUUUUCGAGGAACUUAUGCGGAAUUCUACUAAAAAAAAGAAGUGA
Pneumocystis murina B123 is the source of this 1233-nucleotide messenger RNA. RefSeq lists its product as hypothetical. The transcript is spliced from 9 exons. The annotation marks the transcript as partial. The record is from RefSeq and is a predicted model, not a curated record. Gene Ontology annotation, cellular component: cytosol. Gene Ontology annotation, biological process: protein import into peroxisome matrix. NCBI's taxonomy places the organism in Eukaryota, Fungi, Ascomycota, Pneumocystomycetes, Pneumocystales, Pneumocystaceae.